Messenger RNA from Carica papaya (papaya), 1709 nucleotides. RefSeq names its product RING/U-box superfamily protein. Gene Ontology annotation, molecular function: ubiquitin protein ligase binding. The record is from RefSeq and is a predicted model, not a curated record. Lineage: Eukaryota; Viridiplantae; Streptophyta; Magnoliopsida; Brassicales; Caricaceae.
AAAUAAGAGUAGUACUGCUCUUAUUAGGGUUUCAUGUCACUGCAACUGAACACUGCCCAAGAUGAUACUCAUCAGUUUGAAAUGGCCUCAAUUAAACCCAGAUAGUUUCCUUAUCGAGGUAGGUAACCUACGCCCUUGACUUCUCUUGGUAAAUAAUUUUUAAAGGAGCUUUCCAUUUAAGCCUUCGUUUUCCUUUACUCAAAAAAAGUAAAAAGAAAAAACUCUUCUUGUUAACCCAUUAUUUCGAUUGCUUAGCCGAGUCAAAAUUGAAUUUCUUUUCCCUCUUUCUUCACCCAGUUGGCCUUAUUGAAAUGGGUUUCUUUUGGGUGAAAAGGGUAAGGUGUCUGUUGCUUGUUUAACUCAGUGUUUGAGUUGGGCUUGAUGCUGAAGGAAGCAGAAAUGGUUUCUUGAAGCCGCAUGUAGGCGAGAGUGGUGGUGUUUUAGCAUGUAUGCUUCCUAAAAUGCAUUGGAUUCAAUCUCAGAUCCAGCACAAACAUGGUCUUUUGACCUAUUCUGUCUUCUAUUCUUCUCCUUCAUAUAACACUGAUUACCAAAACAGACCACCACACCCCCACCACCCCCACCAUCUUUCUUCUGGUAGUAAAAUAAGCCCGGCCCUUCUUUUUAUUAUUGUUAUUCUAGCUGUUAUAUUUUUCAUCUCUGGUCUACUCCACUUGCUUGUUAGAUUCCUCAUAAAGCAUAGAUCUUCUUCAUCAGUAUCUGAAUCCGACAGAUACCAAGAGAUGUCAGGGUCUGAUGCCUUCCAGCGGCAGUUACAGCAGCUCUUUCAUCUUCAUGAUUCGGGUCUAGAUCAAGCGUUUAUUGAUGCUCUCCCUGUCUUUCCUUACAAAGAGAUAAAGGGUUUGGAAGAGCCCUUUGAUUGUGCUGUUUGUCUCUGUGAAUUCACGGAACAAGACAACCUGAGAUUGCUUCCCAUGUGCAGCCAUGCGUUUCAUAUGAAUUGUAUAGACACAUGGUUACUUUCUAAUUCAACAUGUCCACUUUGUAGAGGUACCCUUUUCUCAGCUGGACUUCCCAUUGAGAACCCAGUUUUUGAUUUUGAGGAUUCAAACGAAGAAGAUGCAGUCUCAGGUAAUGGAGGGAAUUUAGUUUCUGCUGGUAAAAAACCAGCGGAGAAUGAGAUUAUUAGUGAGAAGAGGGUGUUUUCUGUUAGACUAGGCAAGUUUAGAAGCACAGAUGGAGGAGGCGGAGGAGUUGCAGACAUAGCACAGAGAGGAGAAGGGGAGACAAGUAGUAGUAAUUUGGAUGCAAGAAGAUGUUACUCAAUGGGAUCAUAUCAAUAUGUGGUUGCUGACUCGGACCUUCAAGUAGCCUUACGUACCAGUAGAAACGGAGCUAGUACUAGAAUAAAGCUUGGUAAAGGAAGAGGAUUAGGGCAAAAUGGGUUGCUCUCCAUUGAUGGGGGGGAUGUUGAAGGUAAGAAGAUAAACAUUAGAAGUAAAGGAGAGAGCUUUUCUGUUUCUAAGAUAUGGCAAUGGUCUAGUAAGGGCAAAUUCCCAAGUCGUCCAGAAUCGCAGCUGGGUUCAUCUUCUGUAACUGUUGUUGGUUGGUCAUGAACUGAUAGAACUCAAUCUCAUCAGGAAUCAUGAAAGGGUAACUACUGUUGCCUCCUACUUUUUUUUUUUUUUUUUUUGUCAUUGUAUCAAUAAAUUCAUUUAUUAAAAGCUUUCCUCUUGCCUUUUGCUUUC